GAAAAUUUAUCACCAAAAUCACCACCGUCACCGUCACCAUCAACAUUAUCAUCAAAUGACAAUUCUGUUGUUGAUCAUAUUCAUGUUGACAUUUAUUUGUAAAGAUUGUCAAACAUUACGUAUCGAAAAAUUUAAUGUACCUGAAGCAAUUUCAAAUGGUAGCCAUGCAAUAUUAUAUUGUGAUUAUAAUCUGGAAAAUAGUGAACUUUAUUCAGUAAAAUUUUAUAAAGAUUAUAUUGAAUUUUAUCGUUAUCUACCGAAAGAAGAAGAUUAUCCAAAACAAUCAUUCAAUUUGGAUGGUAUUUAUUUGGAUCUUAAAAAAUCCAACGCAACUCAUGUAAUAUUACAUCAUACAGAUUUGAAUUCUGAUGGACUUUAUGGUUGCGAAGUUAGUACCGAAGGUCCUGCAUUUGCAACAAGAAAAAAUGAAAAACUAAUGAAAAUAUAUGUGUUACCCGAUGAAACAUUAACAAUCAAUGGUAGUUGUGAUUAUUAUCGUAUUGAUGAAUAUGUUAAUUUUGAAUGUAUUUCCGGUUAUGGUUGGCCAAAAUUAAAUUUAAAUUGGUUUAUUAAUGAUUUACCGGCACCAAAAGAAUUUCUAAUCAAUUCGAAACCAACAAUCGAUAGUAAUGGUUUGAUACAAUCGAAACUUGGCCUGAAUUUUCAAAUCAAUCCAAAAUAUUUUCAAAAUGAUAAUAGUUUAAGGAUUCGUUGUCAAUCAUCAUUAAUGUUUUUAUAUGAAUUAAAAACUGUUGAAUAUUUGAUUGAUGGAUCAAAACAAACAAAAUCAUUAUCACGUCGGCGAUAUACAUCAGCCCAAAUUAAUAGCAAAGAAAUGCCAAUCAUCACUGGUAUACGUGACAAAUAUAAUGUUAACGAUAUUGUCAAUUUGAAUUGUUCAACAACCAUUUUGAAUGCUCAAUUAUCAUGGUUUAUAAAUGGUAAAAAAGUAAACAAUACCUAUCUAACUAAAUAUGAUAAAAAUCCAAAUAAUAAUGGUGAAUCAAUUUUGAAUUUACGUUUUCAAAUGGAAAAAAAAUAUUUUCAAACCGAAGAAAUUGAAUUACAAUGUACUGUUUAUUAUAUCAAAAUUAUUGCCGAUUUUCAAGAACAAAUCAUUAUUCGAACAUUUAAUUCGGAAUAUCUUUUAUCACAAAGUUCUAGUUGUUCAACAUCAUCGUUAAUAUUAGGUUAUAAUUAUAUUUAUUGUUUAUUAUUUAUAUUAUUACUUUCAUCUUUCUUAUGUUUUGUAUGA
This is a messenger RNA of Dermatophagoides pteronyssinus (European house dust mite), 1255 nucleotides long. RefSeq lists its product as uncharacterized. NCBI's taxonomy places the organism in Eukaryota, Metazoa, Arthropoda, Arachnida, Sarcoptiformes, Pyroglyphidae. The record is from RefSeq and is a predicted model, not a curated record.